CGUUGGAGAAACUGAGGUGGACUAACCGAACUCUUACAAAACUUCAUUUCUGCUCAUAAAAUUGAUAUUUUAUUCAUUGUAUGUUUUAAAAUUCGACUGUUUUUGGUUUUGGGAGAGUUGUUACGAUAAUUCGUGCGUUUUCUUUUUGUUGAGGCUGUUUAGAGUGGAAAAGUUGUCGAAAAACGGUCAACUUCUGCUAACAAACUGGAUGUUCGGUGUUUUAAAUCUAUAAACGUUUGACCGUUGGGUUUAAAUAUGGAGGUUUGUUUUGUUUUUGGUCCUGAACUUGCCUAAACAAACGUUUUUUGGGGGAUUUGUGACGUUUCUCCCGACUUUUUCGUUCCACUUCAGAGAACACUUCAGGAUUUUUUACUGUUCCUUCAACUCGCGUCUUUCAACCAUGGCGAUAAAUGACUGUUGUGGAUUUUAACUGAGUUCAAACUGCUGUAAUAGAGCCCGGUAACAGGACCAGGAUUGAUGUGUUUGUACCGCCGGAGUUCGUUGGACCGGUGCGGCCGUUAGGAGCUCGUGCGCUGCAGUUUGAAUGCCUGCGCGAGGAAUUUGCGGGUGGCUGUGCUGCACGCGAGGAUUCCGUCUGCUGGGGCGCGAGCAUGGAGCCAAAGAGGAGGAAGAGGAGGAGGAAGAGUCGUUCGAGUUGCGCAACAAGGAGGAGCGGGGUCAGCUGGAAGUGACUCUUUCUCAGCCCACUCGAUCUGCCAAUGGCACACCCAGUCUGUCAGGAGUUUCGGAGGACAAACUGAUUAACGACAGGAAAGUGAAGAUGGAGGAUGACCCAGAGGUCCUCGUCAAGGGCUGGCUGCUGCGUGAGGUGCAGACCGGUUGGAUCAAAUACAGAAGAUUCUGGUUCACGCUGACGGCCGAUUCCCUGGAGUGUUACAGCGGACCUGAGAAGGAUGCCCGUACACUGGGCAUGCUCGUGCUCACCUCACUCUGCUCCGUCCUCUGGCCCGACAAACACACCUACAAACAGACAGGUUAUUGGAGCCUGACUGUGUUCGGACGGAAACACAGCUACAAACUCUUCACUAAACACUUUAACGAGGCUGUGCACUGGGCAUGUGCUGUACAAAAGGUCAUCGACAGCAAAGCACCGGUAGAGACACCGACUCAGCUCCUCAUACGGGACAUCGAGGAGAAUAAGUUUAACCCUGAGGUGGUGGAGCACAUCUACCAGCACAACCCUAUUCUCACAUACACGCAGAGUCCUCUGUAUGCCCCCCUGCUGCCAUUUUCCUACGGCAGCCUGGAGCACAUUCAUAUGGACGGCAAAGGUUACGUGUCCGUGCGGGAGGAGGCAGUCCGGCUCUUUAACUGCGUGCAGCAGCUGGAGUUGGAGCGAGAGCCCAUCCCCCUGAUUCAGGGCGUCCUGCAGACCUGCCUCGACCUCCGACCUCUAAGGGAUGAACUCUACUGCCAGCUUAUAAAACAGACCAGCAUCACGACCACGCAGAAACACACGGACACGCGGACGAAGACCAGCGUUCAGCUGCGCUACUGGCAGCUGCUGACUUGUGCCAGCUGCACCUUCCUGCCCAGCAGCCUAGUCCUCCGAUACCUGCGCUUUCACCUGAAAAGAGUGCAGAGCGUAUGUGUGGACUCGGAGGUGGAGAGCUAUGCGUCCUUCGUGGCUCAGGCCCUGGAGAAAACACGUUGUCGAGAAUGUGUUCCCUCCUGGGAGGAGAUCCAAGGCCUCAUGGCACGACAGGAGAUGUUGUGCACCGUACACUACCCCGGACCUGGCUGCUGCAGGAUCCCCAUCAGCUCGCACACUACGGCUAAUGAGGUGGUGAGGAGGGUGGCCGAGCAUCUCGGCUUGCAGCAAAGUCGCAACACUUUCGCUCUUUUCGAGCAAAGGGGCGCCUGGGAAAAAGCCAUUGCAGGUGGCACCAUCAUUGCUGAUGUCCUCACCAGGUUUGAAAAUCUGUCAGCAAAAGAGCCAGAGCCGGAGUGUCAGUGGAGGCUUUGCUUUAAGCUCUACUGCCUUCUGGAUACAGACAGCAUCAGCACAGACAGCAUCGAGUACUUCUUUCUGUACGAGCAGUGUCAUGAAAUGGUGGUGCGUGGACAGUUUCCGGUCUGUGAGGAAGAUCUGCUCACUCUGGCUGCUCUCAGGCUGCAGGCUCUGCUGGGUGAUUAUGGCUCGCUGGCACCCUACCCAGCACUGGAACAGCUGUACCCAGCACGGGCGCUGGAGAGCCGGGCACUGUGUCCACCUCCCGACGUUCCAGGGUGUCCGACGUUCCCCGCAGGGCUGCUGGGGUCACUGUGGAGUCAAAAGCGGCGGGACGGUCAAGAGCAAAGGCAGCGCGCCAAGCUGCGUGACGAGGCCACCGCUCUUUCGGCCAACAUCAUGGAGCGAUGGAAGUCUCUGAGCGGAUACAGCCGAGCGGACAGCAUGGCUGCCUACCUGGCCAUCGUCCGCCAGUGGCCAGGUUUUGGCUGCACACUUUAUGAAGUGGAUUUUUACAUGAGUUCAAACGGAAGUUUUUCCCAGCGCCUUUGGUUGGGUGUGGCUGCGUCCUGUGUGUCUCUGUAUCGACCGGGAGAAGCCGAGGCUCUCGAGUCACUGCCCAUCACUCAGAUCUGCUCUUACGGCGUCUCUGACAGCAACACCUUCACCAUCACUGCCACUGAUCGUCACCUGCUGUUCCACACUUCUGAGCUGACUGAGAUCAUGCAGCUGAUGAAUGCCUACUUCAGUGCCACCCAACGCCAGCUGGCCAAGGAUGACUGCAUUACCAUGGAAACCACCCCCAAGCUCCAUCCCUGCUUGCUGGAACUGCCCUCUCACCCUGUGUGAAGAGACACGCACAUGCGCACUCGCACGUGCAUUAAAAUCUUGUCGGUUGAUUGGUCGUCCUUUCACAUGGCGGCCAAAUGUAUUUUUAUAAACUCAAUCCAUCAACAGAAGAUUUUUCUCUUUUUUAUAAAGACAAAAGGCCGAACAGGGCGUCCAGCCAGAAGUCCCAGAAUUCACCAUAUCAGCAUUUGUUGAACUGAAAGAAGGAGACGUUUUCUCUCACGCACACUCACACACACACACACACACACACGCACGCACAGUCUCUCUUGGCUUUUCCUGGAAGAAUUUAUUUUGCUGGCCAUGUGCGAACUCGAACUGCUAACAGACACAAGUCCCGUCGGCUUAAUGGACAUAACCAGAAAUCUCCUUCACAGAACUCGAGCCGGUGUGUGUACGCGCUCAUGUGUAUAUCUGGCCAAAAUGCGAACAGAGUAUUCAAAGCCGUUCGGCUUUUUCUAAACCAAAGGAUUGUAGCAUAUUAAGUGUUUUUAAUUUGUUGGAAGAUAUUUCAUGCAGGAGAAGGUGCUGAUGCCUGACAUCGUACAGCAAAGUGGUUGUUCAAGACUAUAUGGUAUCUGCCUUUCAUCAUUUUUGGGAUUGUUUUUUUAGAAAUGCAGCACUGAGUCGGAAACAAGGAACACUGAAUCUGAGCUUCAGCUCUGCUGUUAACCUGCUUUCAGGCUGUCAUGUUUCUCUUGCGGACAUGCAAAGCCAGACAUCACGUAGCUUGAAAAGUCGUCCUUGUGGUCUUUUAGGCUAUUGUAGUCUUAGAGGAAUAGUUCGACUCAGAAACUUGACAGCGUUUACUCCUUACUUUAAGUGUACUUGAUUAACCAAGACGUGAUUAGUGUUUAAAAUGUGCUUCUUCAGUUUUGCACUGGAUCUAGGCUGGUAAUAAAGCACAUGUAGAGGAAACGUACAGCUUUAGGAUCUCACAAGAGUGCAUUUGAUCACACACUUGACUUAAUAGACUGUGUGAGGGAUCCUGCUUCAAGCCAGAAAGUCUAAAAAUCUAAAAAGAGCAUAAAUUAUUCAGAGAAAUAAAGGGCACCACACUCUGGCUUUUUCUCACGCUUGUGUGGAAAAUGGGUGCAGUUGAAGCCCUCUUGAACGUGUCAAAGUGGAAAAUGUGUGCAGUUGAAGCCCUCUUGAACGUGUCGGAGUGACAUGUAGCCGUUGCACGCUACACAAUUCAAAGCCUGUUUUUAACCCCCAAGCGCUCUUGCCAAUUAGAUAAGUUUGAGGAGUGUGUUACAGGCUGCGUCUUUCACUUUAAACUCCACACUGAAGUGCAUAAUGAGUAGGAAAGAGCUGCUGAUGUGUUUCAAAUACCACCCUGUCUAUUAAACCUUUAAAUUAAUUCUCCACCAGUGUUGAUGUGGCUAUUUUAAACACAUUGAUUAGUAAGUAGUGUGUGGUUUGAGACACGGCGCCUUUCCUCUGCUCUGUAUGCUCUUCAGCACAAUGCAGUUGGAUGAUGAAGUUUCUAGCUAAUACACUCCUUCUGCUUUUAGUUCCUAUUUUUCAAUCAUUUUAGGCUGAUUUUAUCUAUCGUGCCCUUAAAUACACGUCUGUAUACGAAAGCUACAACAAAAUAUGAAUCUAAAUCUCUUCAUACACAGAACUAGGUUUGAGCCGCUCCUACUUCUAGACGUGCAGUUUGCCUCGGACUAACUGAUAACUGUUAGCCAUAUGCUUCCAUCAUGUGUCACAGAUUCAGUGCAAAACUAAAGAGACACAAACGUGACUGAUCGUCCUGGUUAAUUCAGUACAUCUGAGGUGAGGGGGAUGUGUGUACAUUUCACUUCUGGCUGAACUGUUCCUUUAAUUAUGAAAGCUACUGGAGAAUGAAUGACAGCUAGUUUUGGAUGCAGAACAAUUAAUGUCUCCCACAUUAUGUAAAACCAGGCCUGAUUUCUAACCAUUACGGUGUCUUAUGAAGGCUUAUGUCACACAUAUGUAGCAUUUAUACCUAAAAGCUCACAUUAAGUGCAUAACCCACCUACCAUCUGCUGAGCGUAUUUUUGUUUUGCCUUUUAUAUUGUUACUUUAGGUUAGUUUUUAUUUAUGACUGUCUGUGUGGAUGUUUUAUUGUAUUUUAUUGUCUUUUUUACACGUUUGUUUUUAUAUUUCUUAACGAAGGACCUAUAAAUGUAUUUCAUCUUUUUGGUAAUCAGAGCCCUUUAAUAAUUAGUCAUGUAUGUUGUAUAUUGAACAUUCGUAUAUUUCUUUAACCCGUAGUCAGGGGGCUGGCAUACUUCAGAUAUCCAUCCCAUUGUAUUCUCCAGCGACGCAGCCUCAUUUCAUCUGCAUCUAUUUUGACAUGGACCAAAUACCCUGGGGUGGAAGGUUGACGUUCUCUAUACUGAGGAGGUCUUUGUCCUGAAAUGGCUGCCGUACUUGCACGUAGGGUAUAAAGCCCCUUUUGUCGGCCUAGAGUCGGGCGCUUUUCCUCCAGCUGUGCCUCAGGGAGACUUCAGCUGUAGCCACCUGUGCCUGUAAAACCCUCAGUACAGAUUCCAAAUCCUGACAUACAGCCGGGUCCAGAACGAGUCGCUACCAAGAGCUGUACUUAUUAUUCUGCGACGACAACUAGUACGUAAUCUUUCCAGCAGGAUUACAUCUGUUUGCACUAUUAAGUCGUAAUAGUUUGGCCACACGCCGGACUGUUAGGCAACAACGUUAUUCCACUAAUGUCAUAACGAAAGAAUUCUUAAAAUCCCAAAUCUGUAAGGAAUUGAUAAAUCCCGUUAUUACCAGUUCAUGCAAUAAAUCUGAAUCUUCAGUCAGAUGCACGUUUGAAGCCUGUGUGUGGGAAUUUGUGCUGAUUCUUGUUGAAAGCCUUUUUAGAAGAGUGAAGGCUGUUAUAGCCACAAAGCCUGGCUAUAUUAAUGACCAUGGUUUUGAAAUGGAAUGUUCUAGAAGCUCAUGGUUAGGUGUCCACAUACUGUUAACUUUAUAGACAGCAUGAAUCAGGUGUGAAAGUGUUUUCGUGUGAUGUGUUUUCUCAGUUUCACAUCCUAAAUCUCUGACGGAUCAUUUAUUAAGUGCAUAUUGGUAUAAUUUCGAGAACAAGAACAGCUCUCGGUGCAACAGACUCAUUUUGAACCUGCACGUAAACCCAGAUCGGAUGAUCGGCCAAUCAAGUGAGACCAAUCGAACCUAAGGCCUUCCGUUUCCUUUGCGUCUAAUCAGGUCAACGUUCAUGAACCUUCCACACCUAACAAGCCCUGGGCUCCGGGUAGCAAAUGCCCCUUUCUGUCCGAUAGCAUCACUUUUCAUAUGUGUCACUCAGCAGCUGCAGGCAGCUCCGCCCACCGUCUUAAAGCUUCACGCCACCUAUACCGAUCGAUACUCUGUUCAAGUUCAGAUGCUGCAUGGUACUGCGUGUAUUGUGCCUCGAUAUCCAGUUGCACUAUUGUUUGUACAGCUAACUUGAAUGUGCAAUAAGAAAUUAUGAUGAUUACUGUAUGUAGUGAAAUAAUAAAGGCAGCACCACGGACCAUCA
Molecule: messenger RNA, 6332 nt
Organism: Trichomycterus rosablanca
Lineage: Eukaryota; Metazoa; Chordata; Actinopteri; Siluriformes; Trichomycteridae
Gene: plekhh3
Product: pleckstrin homology, MyTH4 and FERM domain containing H3
Exons: 13
Coding region: 545-2821 (758 amino acids)
Biological process (GO): signal transduction
Cellular component (GO): cytoskeleton
Source: RefSeq, a predicted model, not a curated record